Rhopalosiphum maidis (corn leaf aphid) is the source of this 2040-nucleotide messenger RNA. RefSeq lists its product as uncharacterized. NCBI's taxonomy places the organism in Eukaryota, Metazoa, Arthropoda, Insecta, Hemiptera, Aphididae. The transcript has 11 exons. The coding region runs from base 154 to 1893 and encodes 579 amino acids. The record is from RefSeq and is a predicted model, not a curated record.
AAGGUGAAUGCAAAGGAGAACAUUGUUUUUCAACAAUAAUAUUGUGUUUAAAAACUUAUUUUUGAAUUUAUUUAACCAUUUUUAAAUAGUGCUUGUGCUUGUCAGAAUCACAGUUGCUUCUAACAGUUUCUAAAAUAAGAUCAAUCUUUCACGAUGACCCGUCAUUGGGCGACGAGCUUGUUAAUCAUUGGACAGAUAUGCAACGCAGUAUUGGGCGUGGAGUAUGAUCGAGCUCUAUUCGUCAAAUCCGAUGAUAUACGAAAAGCAAGAGAAAUACAUACGAAAGUAGCUCAAAUAGCUCCAAAUUCUAUGGACCAGACGGUGGACCAUAUACUCACAUGGUUACAGACAAGAUAUCAAAAUCAUCAAAACCAGCGUUCAGCUCGCCAGGACAACAACGAACAGCGUCCUCGCCCGUUCGUGGUCUCUCCCGGUCAAUCGGACUACCGAGGUUAUCUACCUCCGCAACCACCACCCCAACCGGAGUUCAUUAUACCGACGACCUCAUCGCAAUACCAGCCCACCGGCACUCCACCCGCGACCUUAAACCCAUUUUUCAUUUCUGAACCCAGUCAGACGCCACCACCCCCACUAUCUUCGGAGAACACGCCGCUACAGUCUCUGGCACCGGUUGAGGAAUCACUGCCCUCGUUGUCACCAGACGCCUCGCCACAAACUCCAGGCUUCGUGGACGUGCCGACCAGUUUUCAAGCCACUAAUCCGCCACUGCGACCACAAUUUCAAAAUCCACAAAGCUUCCAACUCAACACCAACGACAUUUCACAUCCACCACACAUACACGAAAUGAACGUGCAAUGUUCGAAAGACAUGAUGACCAUCAACGUCGAGUUCAACAGACCGUACGAUGGCGUUGUUUACUCAAAGGGGUUCUACAACACACCGGAGUGCAGAUAUGUGAGCCCGAAUUCCGGUCAGACGAAGUAUUCGUUCAAAGUGAUGUUGAACUCUUGUGGGACACGUUUCGUCGAUGAUUUCUCUUCGGGCAAACAGGCAUACUUGGAAAACGUAUUGGUCAUACAAAACGAACCGGGAAUACAAGAAGUCUGGGACGUCAUACGUAGUGUCAGAUGUCUGUGGGAAGGUAAUUUGAACAAAGCUCUGUCUAUCGCGUUGAAUAUCGGUAUGUUGAACCAGGAAGUGGUGACAUUCAGUGGAGAUACGGCGACUGCCCGACUCGAUAUCCAAGCCGGCAAAGGACCAUUCGCUCCGAUCGCUAACGGUCUGGUAAAAAUCGGCGAGACCAUGACGUUGGUCGUGACGGUCGAUGGUGACCCCGGAUUUAACGUCUUAGUGAGAGAAUGCGUGGCCCGUGACAACAACCCCGAGUCGGGCAAUCAACUGCAGCUAACUGACGCUCAAGGAUGCGUGGCAAAACCCAAACUUUUCGGUAGCUUCCAGACGACGACGAACCCGGCUACCGGGUCGUUGAUAGCCUACGCAUACUUCCAAGCAUUCAAAUUCCCGGACGUCAUGGACCUGUUGAUCGAGUGCAACGUCGAGCUGUGCAAGUUCAACUGCCAGCCGUGUUCAGAUCCGAAUCAAAAAAUCGAUCCCGGUCGUAAAAGACGAGACGUGCACAAUAUUGCGACGAACGAUACGAUCAAUACGUUCGACGACAGUGCGGAUUCCAUGAUGUUAGUCGGCCGCGUACACGUAUACUCGCCCGACGACCUGCUGGCCGACAAUUUCAAUCAGACCGCCACCGACGUGCUGGAUCCGCUACAAGCGUUCACGACGGGCGACAGAACUUUGUGCAUCUCAUCAAAAAAGUUCUACAUGACGUAUUCGUUUAUGGUCGCAGUGACAUUAAUAUCGAGUGCAAUGAGCAUGAUCCUGUGGAUUCGAUUACAACGUAAAAUCUAUAAAGAUUAAAUAGUCACUAUAAAUAAAGAAAAUAUGUUUGAAUUACUUUUUUCGGGAUUGAAUUUUAAUUUUUUACUUGAAAAAUAUGCGUGAACGUACAGAAAACAGUUAUCAGUUGUUUUGUUUUAGUUAUAAUCGAUAAAUUAAGAUAGUUAA